UUUUCAAUGGGGUGGGGGUGGGGGGGGCAUAACUCAAAAUGCGUUAAUUUUUUUUUUUUUUUAACUUUUUUAAGCAAAAUUUUCCCCGGAACCUCCCUUUCUGGAUCCACCACUGUGAACAUGCUUAUUCUAUAUCUGGUAUGAUGAGGUGCAGCAAUCUUCAGCGACUGCUAGUUAAAACAAAAAAAUAUCCAUGUGGCGUUAAUUCCGGAUUUCUCUUAUUUUUUUCCAGAAUAGUUUAACAUUUAUCGAGUGAUGAGAGUAUCCCGUGAGAUAGAUAGAUAGAUAGAAAAAAUAUAAAUAAAAUGCUAUGAAUUGAAUUGCCUAGGCCGAUUUUAGAAAUGGACGACAGAAGCUUUCAAAACCCGUUUAAAGAUUUAGAGCCAAAUGAGAAGGAGAGGGAAAGUAUAUCAAAUCUUAUAGACCCUUAUAAAGAGAGGUUUACAAAAAAAUAUCAGCAACUGCUUGAGGUUGUAAGAAGUGGGGUAGAAGAAGAGGAUGAUCGAGAUUACUCUGUUUACACCGGCUCUGGAGGAAUUGCUUUACUUUACUUUCACCUCUACGAGAUAAACUCAAACAAGGGAGACGUCUCACUUCUCAACACAUCACUGGAUUACAUCAAGCGACCGUUACAUCAUCUGAAGGGGAGAAAACUCACAUUCCUGUGUGGUGAUGGUGGGCCCCUAGCCUUGGCUGCUGUGAUCUACUCCCUGCUUGGCAAACCCUCAAAAUCACAAAAAUAUCUUAAAAGGUUGACUGAUCUCAGUGCGGAGGUUUUAUCAAACCAUCAUUUGCCGGAUGAACUUUUCAAUGGCAGAGUGGGAUAUCUAUAUGCCCUCCUGUUUGUGCAAAAGAAACUUGGUGAAGAUGCAUUUGAUAAAUCUAUUAUUGCAAAGAUUGUGAAGACUGUGCUAGAAUCUGGACAAGUUUUAGCCAAGCGAGACCGGUGGCAACAUCCUCUGAUGUACCAGUGGCAUGAGAAGUACUACUUCGGGGCAGCUCAUGGAAUGGCUGGCAUCCUGAACAUCCUACUACAGAUAAAGAAGCCAUCUCUGCAAGCUGAGAUAGACUCCCUGGUGAAGCCCACUGUAGACUAUAUGUUGUCCCUUCAGUUUCCUUCUGGAAAUUGUCCAUCUUCUGUUACCAGCAUUGACAAGGACAAGCUAGUUCAUUGGUGCCAUGGAGCUCCUGGGUGGAUCUACAUGUUCAUUCAGGCAUACAAAAAAUAUUCUGACAGUAAAUACCUGGACGCUGCGAAACGUUGUGCCAAUGUCAUCUGGUCACGGGGCAUUUUAAAGAAAGGUUAUGGACUCUGUCACGGGACUGCAGGAAAUGGUUACAGCUUUUUAGCGAUGUAUAACCUGACAGGAGAAAAGCUUUACCUACACAGAGCUAUAAAGUUUGCAGAAUGGUGUUGUGAUUAUGGGAAACAUGACUGCAGAUUUCCGGAUACUCCCUAUUCUCUCUUUGAAGGUAUGGCUGGGACUGUUUAUUUCAUGAGUGACAUUUUGAAUCCAGAAAAUGCAGGCUUCCCAGCUUUUGAAAUCACAUGACUUUAUCUGCAAAUAGAAAUACUAGAGAAAUUCUGCAUUUGUCUUUGCGCACAGCAUCGGGAAAGGGUAGUGGUGUGUGCAUUCUUGUUAGUGUUCAUUGUGUUAUUAAAUUGUGAAGACAU
Molecule: messenger RNA, 1675 nt
Organism: Ostrea edulis (European flat oyster)
Lineage: Eukaryota; Metazoa; Mollusca; Bivalvia; Ostreida; Ostreidae
Product: glutathione S-transferase LANCL1-like
Exons: 9
Coding region: 342-1553 (403 amino acids)
Biological process (GO): carbohydrate metabolic process; peptide modification
Cellular component (GO): plasma membrane
Source: RefSeq, a predicted model, not a curated record